Messenger RNA from Echinops telfairi (small Madagascar hedgehog), 2263 nucleotides. It is a transcript of the gene DENND10, whose product is annotated as DENN domain containing 10. Gene Ontology annotation, biological process: regulation of early endosome to late endosome transport; protein transport. Bases 24 to 1127 code for a protein of 367 amino acids. NCBI's taxonomy places the organism in Eukaryota, Metazoa, Chordata, Mammalia, Afrosoricida, Tenrecidae. Gene Ontology annotation, cellular component: late endosome. The record is from RefSeq and is a predicted model, not a curated record. Gene Ontology annotation, molecular function: guanyl-nucleotide exchange factor activity; small GTPase binding. The transcript is spliced from 9 exons.
GGAGCAGCGCGGGGCAGCGGAAGAUGGCAGCGGCUGAGGCGGCGGACACUCAGCUGAUGCUCGGAGUCGGGCUAAUCGAAAAGGACACAAAUGGAGAAGUUCUGUGGGUGUGGUGUUACCCUUCCACGACAGCCACGCUCAGGGCCCUGCUGCUGAGGAAGUGCUGCCUCGUGGCUGACAACAGCCUGCUCCACCCCUUCGUCUUUGGCCAGUACCGAAGGACAUGGUUUUAUAUCACAACAGUGGAAGUUCCAGAUUCUUCAGUCUUGAAAAAGGUGACUCAUUUUUCUAUUGUUCUGACCGCCAAAGAUUUUAACCCAGAGAAAUAUGCCGCCUUCACUAGGAUAUUGUGUAGAAUGUACCUGAGACACGGGAGCCCGGUGAAAAUGAUGGAGAGCUACAUUGCAGUCCUCACCAAGGGGAUCUGCCAGACUGAGGAAAAUGGCUCUUUCCUCAGCAAGGACUUUGAUGCCCGAAAGGCCUACCUCGCAGGGUCCAUCAAAGAUAUUGUAUCUCAAUUUGGAAUGGAAACUGUAAUCUUGUACACAGCACUGAUGCUAAGAAAAAGAAUCGUCGUUUACCAUCCAAGCAUAGAAGCUGUUCAGGAGUUUACCAGGACAUUGCCUGCCCUGGUGUGGCACCGACAGGAUUGGACAACCCUCCAUUCUUACGUGCACCUCAGCGCUGAUGAGCUGGAAGCCCUGCAGAUGUGCACAGGUUACAUCGCGGGAUUCACAGACCUGGAAGUGAGCAAUCGACUGGACCUCUGUGAUGUGUUUGUGAACCUGGCAGAGAGCGAGAUCACCAUCGCGCCCCUUGCCAAAGAGGCCAUGCUGAUGGGGAAGCUGCACAAAGAAAUUGGGCAGCUGAUCGUCCAGUCAGCAGAGGACCCCGAGAAGUCUGACAGCCAAGUCAUCAAGGACAUUUCUCUCAAAACCAGAGAGCUCUUGACCAACCUCGCAUCCUUAGCCAACCCUUCUGGGGACGGAGAAAAGCCAGCUCUAGAUUUGGAAGCACUAAAGCAGAAGCGGUUCCCACCAGCCACGGAAAACUUCCUGUACCACCUGGCAGCCGCGGAGCACAUGCUGAAAACCCCCGAGACAGGAAGUGCCGCCCUCCCACUCUGACGAGCCAGUCAGUGUGGAAAGUACUGGACAUCAUGCCAGAAAUGCUCUCUUCUUAGCAAUUUCUCGCCAAGUAUUGGAAACGACGUCCAGUUUCCUCCGGUUAGCUGUGUUCCUGCUGUGCGAGCUGCACAAAGACCCAUCCUGGGCCCCGGGCCCCGUCCUGGAUGGAGCACAUGGCCACCGCAGCAGCCCCAGCCUGGGCACGGGGCUCGGGCCCUUUUGCCUGCCCCACAGUUCUAAGUUAAGCCUGUCUGUGUAUCCACACACUAAUGGUUUAUAUCCAGAAAGUGGCCUGAAAUUUUGCUUUGUAUUCUUCUAAGGAAGAACUUCAAUUUCUCAUGAGGAACUUGACUCUCUGAGCCAAACGACUAAGGUUUCGGUAGAACUGUCUAGAAGACCAUUCAAGAGACCCUGCAGUUGCACUUUCUUAUAAAAGAAAAAAAAUAUCUUGUUUCCUUUUCUCCCUUGGCCCUUGAACCUUUUUGCCUAUGAGGGUUUGUGUAGGUUUUAUACUUGAGCAGACAACUUUAACCAUCCCUAUUUAUGCCGUCGCAGAGGUAAACGUUUGGCCGACUUCAGCCUUUCAUGCUUUUAACUAACCCCAUUGCUAGCACUGUCCUUUGAGGGGGAAGGCCAGUCCUUACAUGGCAGAGUGACCCCAGAAGCAGGCUCGGAGUGGACCUGUUGUGACGUUGGUGAGAGUGAGAGGAGAGGUCUUCCGUGGCCAGAUCAGAACUUGUCUCCAAAAAGCUCCAGUACGAGUGAUUUGGCUGUGCACGAAGGGACUUGUUCUCGGGCCCUAAAGUGCCGUUUUCAUAAUCCGACAUCGUAAAGUGAUCAGAUCCGCACGGAAGUGUAAAGGAUGUACUUGUCUUUUUAUCUCAUGUGUUCAUACAAGACUGUUGUUCACUCCAGUAACACUGGUGUCCUUAGAAAUCUUACCCAGAAAAUGUUGGCAGAAAUUCUUGUCCACGUGGGAACUUUUCUUCUUAAUGUUGGACCUUUAGUAAGCAAAAUAAUAACAAUAAUAAUUAAAGACAAAAACACCUUCCUCGGGUGGGAGCAGGAGGAGAUCUGAAAGGAGAUGAUGUUUACUGAGGCAAAUAAUGAAAAAUUAAACCUGCACUUUAUGGAAA